GCUCACGCUACAAUUCGUGUCUUUAGACUCGCGUCGCUGCACACUGUAUACGCCUUUCUUUCCCUCUCAUUUGCCGCAUAGGGGCUCUUCGUUCUCUGAGUUGGGUUGAAUUGGGUACAACUGUGGGGUUGCUUGCGCGAUCACGACGUGGGUUUGAGCAGGUUGUGGCUUAUGGUUGAUUUAACUCGUCGACUUAUUUGGAUCUGCCUUUGAUGUGAACUGUACAUGUGUGGGUGAAGUGGCUGGAUAAUCGGAUAUGUGCAUUUGAUAUAUUAGAAGACAUAUACAAUGAGUUACGGGUAUCCCAACCAGGGGCCUUCCCCGGCAUACAACACCUAUUUUGACGAUGGUGAGCCCCUGUUUACCUCCCCACCAGAGGAGCACCGUUCAAGCAUGAGAAACCCUUCAUACAAUCAUACCACGAGCAUGUUCGGAGCACCUCCCAUGGGAGAGCCGUCCGAGCCAAGCGCCCACCCUGACAACAAAACUGCCGCAACACAGACGGCAGGGACUACUCCCGUCGUAGCUGCGGCGCCAGUGAACAUGGGCGAACCAUCUGUGGAUGGAUUGAGCCGGCAACCAAGCGGAGCUUUCGAGAGUUCUCACAUGGGUGGGGUUGAUGGGGGUUUACCCCAGCAAUCCAGCACUGGCUGUAAUCCGUCAACAGGAAUUGAUACUGCUCAUGGGCCUUUUAGAGACGCUACUCAUACUAGUGACUCUCACACAUACCAUUACCAAGCGCCUCCUCCUCAGCAGGCUGCGCCUGGCGCGGUUCCAGCGGGAACUCAGCCUGGAAGUCCUUACGUGCAGACCCAAUCUGUUCCGGCUGGAGGAUCCAGUCAAAUGAACACGAUUGUGGAGAGUUUCAACAAGUACAUGGCGAAAGCAGAAAACAUUGCAGGAAAUAUUUGGAGCCACAUGAAGACGGGUCCAUCAGUCACAGAUGCAGCCCGAGGAAGGAUGAGUCAAGGAAUCAAGCUGAUACAAGAAGGCGGUUUCGAAGGAGUCUAUAAAUCCACUUUUGGAAUGGACGUAGGAGAGCAGCUUCGCAAGACUUACGCCUGUUAUUUAUCCACCUCUACGGGUCCUGUGGCUGGCACUCUUUACAUCUCCAAUUUGAAGUUCUCAUUCUGUAGUGAUAGACCCCUAGCCUAUGCUCCUGCUACUGGUCAGCAAGCUUGGAGUUACUACAAGCUGGUUGUCCCAUUAGACAAAGUGAAGGAGGUUAUUCCAUCAUUUAACGAGAACAGACCUCAGGAGAGAUAUAUUCAGGUUACGACGCAGGACGAUCACGACUUCUGGUUUAUGGGAUUUGUGAAUUACGACAAAGCUGUCAUGAACAUGCAACUGGCGCCCAGACACAUCGGAGAGAUUGAUCCUAAUGGCGGACUGAAGGCGCCCUGGGCAGGAAUAUCGAUUCCAGGAAUGAAGAAAACGGCUGCUCAUUCAUCUCCUCCAAGAGGACCUAGCUACAACCCAUCCACCGGUGGGACAGCAAACUAUUACCCUAAUGCACCCAAUCCUUACACAUCGAAUCAUUAGGUGUAAGUCAAGGAGGUUAUUGUACAAGAGGUCUUAAGGUAGGGUUACUUGUUUAUAGAGGUGUUAUCCUAAUUUUUUUUGAUAAGGAUGUCUUAGAAAUUUAGAUGUGAAUUCUAUUAAAUGCCUAAUGCGAAACUUCUGCACUGUGCUUUGAGGAAACGUAUCUGCUGCUGCAGCAUUGCAAUGUUCAACUAAGUUUUUUAUACCAGAAACUAAUUCCCAAGAUCUCAAAUUCA
Molecule: messenger RNA, 1778 nt
Organism: Physcomitrium patens
Lineage: Eukaryota; Viridiplantae; Streptophyta; Bryopsida; Funariales; Funariaceae
Product: GEM-like protein 1
Source: RefSeq, a predicted model, not a curated record